UCCCUCACUGUGGUUUUAGUAAGCUUUUUGUAAUGACUCACUGCAGCUGUCUUAGUAGCACUAUGGCAAUAUGACUUCAAUAUGUCAUAUGAAAGUACUCACUAGAGGGAAGACGUCUUCAGUUUAACAAUUUUGAUUGAGAGACGUUGGUCAAAACGUGUCGGGAUCCAAACACAACGGACUUUUGAUUGGAAACAUUUCAAGUCAACUUGUUGCUCUCAACCCACUUUGAGUCUGGGUGACUAUGACCUGACAUCAAACACACCACUCUGGUACCCAAAGACAAGUGACGAGGGGGAAGCACUACACUUGACUCGCCGUCCUAUACUUAAGCAAAAAACAAGUUUCUAUCUUGUACUGAAGUUGCAAUGGCUUCAACGGAGGAAAGUGAUGCAUUCAAUAAUCGUGUAUUUGAUAGUUCUGAUUAUUCCUGCUACACAGUGGGUUCAGGAUUCAGAGAAGUGGGAGCAGUUUAGAUGGAUUUCAAUGAUCAACAGAGAAAAAACGGGGGAAAGACACAUGGACGCAGCCGUGAGACAGAGGAGAACAGAAAUAAACCAACCUACUGUGUGACUGAUGUUCCCCCCUGGUACCUUUGUAUUUUUCUGGCCGUUCAGCAUUACCUGACAGCCUUCAGUGCGAUGACCUCUGUCCCCCUCAUUCUCUCGGAGGGGCUGUGUCUGCAGCACGACAGCCUGACCCAGAGUCACCUCAUUAACACCUUUUUCUUCUCCGCUGGCCUGAUCACCAUGCUGCAGGCCACCUUCGGUAUCAGGCUUCCCAUCCUCCAGGGGGCCACAUUUGCUUUGUUGACCCCCGCCAUGGCCCUGUUGACCAUGCCAGACUGGAAGUGCCCAGCUUGGACCCAGAACGCCAGUCUGGUCAACACCUCCUCACCUCUCUUCAUAGAAGUGUGGCAGACCCGCAUGAGAACACUGCAGGGCUCUAUCAUGGUGGCCUCUCUCCUCCAGAUCCUGGUCGGUUUCACUGGCCUCAUCGGCUUCCUCAUGCGCUUCGUUGGCCCCUUAACCAUUGCCCCCACAGUCUCUCUCAUAGGCAUGUCACUGUUCGAUUCAGUCGGAGCCACGGCUGGCAGCCACUGGGGCAUCUCUGCUAUGACCACGGGGCUGAUCAUCCUGUUCUCCCAGUACCUCCGUCGCAUACCGAUCCCUGUUCCUGCAUAUAGCAAAGCCAAGAAACUGCACACCUCAAAGUUCUAUAUCUUCCAGUUAAUGCCUAUUCUGCUGGGCAUUGCGGUCUCAUGGUUAAUCUGCUACAUCCUUACCAUCUCUGAUAUCCUUCCAUCUGAUCCAGCCAAAUAUGGCCACCUGGCACGCACUGAUGUGAAGGGAGAUGUGGUGAAUGAGGCUUCCUGGUUCACCUUUCCUUAUCCUGGUCAGUGGGGCAUGCCAACUGUGAGUCUGGCAGGUGUGUUUGGGAUGAUAGCUGGAAUAAUAUGCUCCAUGGCAGAGUCUGUUGGCGAUUACUACGCAUGUGCCAGGCUGUCAGGGGCCCCUCCUCCCCCCAAGCACGCCAUCAGCCGGGGCAUUGGUGUCGAAGGGCUCGGAAGUUUGUUGGCAGGGGCCUUUGGCACAGGCAACGGCACUACCUCAUUUAGUGAGAAUGUGGCUGCUCUGGGUAUCACCAAGGUGGCCAGCCGAACGGUGAUUCUUGUGAGUGGAGCUUUCAUGGUUGUGGUAGGGAUGCUGGGUAAAAUCGGAGCCAUCUUCACCACCAUCCCCACCCCUGUGAUGGGGGGGAUGUACCAGAUCAUGUUUGGAGUCAUAACUGCAACAGGAAUUUCUAACCUGCAGUCCACAGACAUGAAUUCCUCCAGGAAUAUAUUUGUUUUUGGUUUUUCUUUGUUUUCUGCACUCGUCAUUCCAAACUGGAUAAAGAAGAAUCCUGAUUUCGUAGAAACAGGUGUUAAAGGGGUAGACCAAGUGUUACACAUAUUACUGACCACACACAUGUUCGUGGGAGGGUUUCUUGGCUUCUUCCUAGAUAACACAAUUCCUGGGACCAAACAAGAGCGUGGCCUCUUACACUGGGACAAAGCACAACUCGAGGACUCUAGCUCCACCUUGGGAACUGAAGAGGUGUAUGACCUCCCCUUUGGCAUAACUUCUUGGCUUUCGUCCCGAUCGUGGGUCCGUUACGUCCCUUUCUGCCCAUGGAAGGGUAACAGAUCUGAGUGCAGGUCGGAAGACAAUAAUACCCCACAGGAGCGGAGGAGUGAGCAACUGUUCGAUGGCAAGGAGGUCACUGAUGAAUUUGCUCUAGCGCUGAGGUAGAGGUGGUGCAAUAAAAUGAAAUAAUAAAAAUCAUAUAUUUUUAGGUCCCACGGCUGUUUCUAAUUAAACAAAGGUCACAGAAAUAUUGUCUCUGGGAUCUUUAAGCUAGCCAUCACUGGUUGAUAGGUGAUUACAGUAAGUUUAUGUAUUGUUAACUGUCGAUUUGGAUGUUUAACCCAUGUUUUCACUAUUCUGGUCUGAAUACGCUGAGAGAAAUAAAAAUAUCUGUGAACUGGAGCUCUCACAUUCUGUCAACACCAAUUAAAAGAGAACCGCUAAAUGAUCAAA
Sebastes umbrosus (honeycomb rockfish) is the source of this 2582-nucleotide messenger RNA. RefSeq names its product solute carrier family 23 member 1-like. Lineage: Eukaryota; Metazoa; Chordata; Actinopteri; Perciformes; Sebastidae. Gene Ontology annotation, biological process: transmembrane transport. The record is from RefSeq and is a predicted model, not a curated record. Gene Ontology annotation, cellular component: membrane. The transcript is spliced from 15 exons. Bases 477 to 2294 code for a protein of 605 amino acids. Gene Ontology annotation, molecular function: transmembrane transporter activity.